GGAUGCAUGUUUGGAUGGAUCCAGCUCUCCCCAGGCUUUCCCGAGGCCCCAGCAUGAAGAAUCUGCCCAAGUUGCUCUCUCCUCCCCAGAGAAGCAGCAGAAGGGUGGGUGUAUUUUGCCUCUUUUAUCAUGCCUGUACCUAGGGGAUGUCUGCAGGGACAGCUGUAGCCAGCCUCUGCGUGCAGGACUUGUCUGUCACAGCUCUGCAAUCCCCUGGCCCCAGCUGCCCGUGCUGCAGACAGGCUGCUUUGAGGAGCUGGGAGCCCUGUCUGGGAGACAAAAAACGUUUCACCUGCUGCCACUUGUUGAAAGCAAAUGAGCUGCAGAUGUUCAGCUUCACCUCAUCACGUUGUGCAGAGCCACAGGAAGACACCAGCUUCUCCAGGUCCAGCAUCGUGCUUUGCAGCUCCUGUAAGUCCAUUGUCUUGGUCUGCAGCUCCUGCCCCUCCAGCAUCUUGAUCUGCGUCUUCUGCAGCUCCAGCAUCUUGAUCUGCGUCUUCUGCAGCUCCAGCAUCUCAGUUUCUGCAGCUCCUGCAAGUCCAUUGUCUCAGUCUCCUCCAGCGGCUUGGUCAGCACCUCUGCACCAAUGGCUGCUGUACCUCACAGGAGGAGCAUUUUGCCCAGGGAAGGACUCUACGCCGAGUAGCUCCAUGUGUCCCCAAGGAGCUGGGAGCCUUCGCGAAGCAUCGCACUGGUGGCACCAGGAGCUGAAACCGUGCCAGGAGGUUGGACGUGCAAGGGCGCGGGGAGAGGUGACACAGGACCUGAAGGAGACCCAGGAGAGCGGCACAUGUGGGUGCACUGCAGCUGGACAGGUGCCCACAUCUGCCUUCUGCUGCACGCUGCCAGAGCCCCGUGGUUUGCCCACCUUCCCUGGCACGCCAGGAGCUGCCUGGCUACCCACGAGCUCCCCACGGCGUGGAGGCACCAUGCAGGGUGACCAGUGGUGAUUUCCCAGAGAGCCGGGCUGAGCCGGCUGGGCAGCUUGGCUUGCUGCAGCAGCUCCCUGAAGACCUCCAGGACGUUCUCGUUGUCCUUGGCUGACGUCUCAACGAAGCGACUGUUCCAGUCCAGUUCCACCAGUGACAGAGCAUCCUCCACCGGCACCUGCCGCUCGCCACCGCUCUCUGCCUUGUUGCCGACCACCACAAUAGGAGGGACCUUGUCUUCUUUCACCUCCAGGAUCUCCUCACGCAAGCUCUUGACGCUCUCGAAGGACUCGGCAUCGUCUACAGCGUAGACCAGGGCGAAGGCAUCGCUGUUCUGGAUCGAGAGCUUCCUCAUGGCCGGGAAGGAGUAGCUGCCACUGGUGUCCAGGAUUUCCACUUUGACCGUGGCCCCACUCACCUCAUACUCCUUGCUGUGCAGCUCCUCCACUGUGCGCCGGUGCUUGGGCUCAAAGGUGUCCAUCAGGAAGCGGCGGAUGAGGGCAGUCUUGCCCACGCCGGCUGCACCCAAGAAGACCAGCCUUACGUGGUUCUUCUCUUUCACCACUGGGGACAUGGCUGGGCUCGGUGACACAGGUUGUUCCCUAGCUGUUGCUCACUCCAGCCGUGUCCCUGGGUGGCUGCAGUCCCGGUGUUCGUCUCUGUGCCCGUCCUUGCCUGCACCGACUCAGUGUCACCAGCGAGGUUUGGUGGCACUUCUUUGCAAACUUCUCCUGCCUGUUCUGCAGUGGAUGCUGCAGCUUGCAAGACCUUCUCAUCUUUUUAUCCUGGUUUCCCCCUGCCAUGUGGCACCAGACUGUCCAAUCUCUGUGGGCUGAGGGUGCUGAGGGAGGGAGGGCAGGGAGGGAGGAGAGCAGGGUGCUCGGACCAAUCCGCAGAGCGCAGUCCUGGACAGCCACUGCAGCCCUGGGAGCACUGCGCUGAGCGUUGCGCUUGCAUCGCUCACUGCUGCCUGUAGCUCCAGGCAGCCAGCAGCAGCGCAGCCCUUGCGCUGCAUGAGCUGUCCUCCCCUUUUCUCCUCCCUGGAAAUUAACCUGUUCUUCUUGGAUGGGCUUGCUGGCAGCAGAGGAGCCCACUGAGGAUUCUCCACCCAUUGGGUGACUCAUGGCUGGACAGGGCAGGGGCUGGCUGGUGUCACCCGCAAUGUUUCUUGCACUUCUCAGGGGCUGGGGUCUUUGCAGCUGGGAUUGCUGCAAAUGUGCCCUUUUCUUCCAUGAGGGGAAAAACGAACUAAGAAACCCCUGUGUCAUAACCUCCAUGGCCAGCUUGCAGCUUCUCUCUGAUUUUAUGAGCUAUUUAACCUGAGGGGAAAGUAAGAAUCUCCCAGAGCAGUGCAUGGUGAUCUCCACCAGCAGAUGCCAGGCAGUCGUGGGUAGGAAUGCUGGCCCUGACCCAGCUACAGCAAAACCAUGACCUGGAACGGUUGGGUGAUUUAUUGGGCAGAGAGGAGGGGUGUGUGUGUGUGUGUGUGUGUGUUGGUCCUCAGUUCUGCAUGGAUGCACAUCUCCCCUGGAAGCAGGUUUGCUUGUAGAGGUGCAAGUUGUCCCUUCUGGGUGUGUUUCCUCAGAAGUCACCUUCCUGAUCCCGUGCUGGAGACCUUGGAGAGGCUGUUCUGUGUAAAGUGCAAAUACAAAAGGAACAUGCUCAGAA
Molecule: messenger RNA, 2597 nt
Organism: Pogoniulus pusillus (Red-fronted tinkerbird)
Lineage: Eukaryota; Metazoa; Chordata; Aves; Piciformes; Lybiidae
Exons: 5
Coding region: 147-950 (267 amino acids)
Source: RefSeq, a predicted model, not a curated record